This is a messenger RNA of Neofelis nebulosa (Clouded leopard), 900 nucleotides long. Its product is annotated as tenascin-R-like. The transcript is spliced from 5 exons. The coding region runs from base 63 to 839 and encodes 258 amino acids. Gene Ontology annotation, biological process: cell-substrate junction assembly; heart development; nervous system development. NCBI's taxonomy places the organism in Eukaryota, Metazoa, Chordata, Mammalia, Carnivora, Felidae. The record is from RefSeq and is a predicted model, not a curated record. Gene Ontology annotation, molecular function: integrin binding; proteoglycan binding.
AACCAGUCCAAAUUGUCAUCCCAUAUGAAAGUCAUAGUACCUCUGUAAUCUUAUUUGUUCAAAUGCCUGAUACUGGAGUGUUUGAUGGCAUACAUAUUGUAAUUGAAGGAGGACCAAAUGUUACCAGGCCUUUGAAACAUGACAAUAAAAUAACUGUUGGCAAUUUAACGCCAGGCACAGAAUAUAAUUUCUUUGUUUCCAUCAUCAGUGGUACUAAACUAAGUAAUAUGUACUAUGUGCCUGCAGUAAAAACAUGUCUGGAAGCACCAUCAAAUAUCCAUGAGGGCAAAGUGACAGACUCUUCCAUAGAAAUUCUCUGGAAUCGAGCUGAUGGGAAUUUUCAGCAUUAUGAAAUCACAUGCAUGAACUGUACUGCUGCUUUCAUGGUCCAGAAGGUAGUUCAAGAAGCAGCAACAUUCUCUAACCUGGAUCCUGCGACAGUGUAUACUUUUUCAAUUUGCACUGAAAAAGAAGGUUUUAAAGACAGUGCUCCUAACGUAAAAGAAAUACAGACAGCCCCAAGUGCAGUUGAAUUUAUGAACCAUAGUAGAAACUCCAAUGCAAUAACUGUUAGCUGGCCUACAGCUAGAAGUCUUCUGGACGGAUACAUUAUUUCAAUAUCCAGCGGAAUCUUAAUGAGAGAGGAAACCCUGCCUUCCACAAAAAGGACAUUCACAUUUAAUAGCCUUUCUUCAGGGACUGACUUUUUAAUUAGUGUUAUAACUACCAAGGGACUGAAAAGAAGCCAUCCCACUGUCCUCAUUGUUAGCACUUGUAAGUUUAUUUUAUAUUUAAUUGACUUUUCAUGGGCAAAAAAUAAUGGAAAUGGUUGUGUUUAAAGCCAAUAUCUAAUUAAAAAUGAAUGAAAAUGGAAGUGGUUUAUGGCAUGCUUGAAGAGAA